Molecule: messenger RNA, 6349 nt
Organism: Myxocyprinus asiaticus (Chinese sucker)
Lineage: Eukaryota; Metazoa; Chordata; Actinopteri; Cypriniformes; Catostomidae
Gene: stard13b
Product: StAR-related lipid transfer (START) domain containing 13b
Exons: 17
Coding region: 81-4112 (1343 amino acids)
Biological process (GO): actin cytoskeleton organization; regulation of Rho protein signal transduction; signal transduction
Molecular function (GO): GTPase activator activity; protein binding; lipid binding
Source: RefSeq, a predicted model, not a curated record
GCACAAAACCUGAGCUAAUUGGCAGUUAUCAUGCACAGGACAAGGAGACGUUGGUCAAACAUUUGUUGAGUGCUAGUCCAAUGGCUAAUAACCAUGACGUGGACACCUCCAGUACUUCCUAUACUUUCUCUUUUUUGACAAUCAGAUCCAAUUCUGACCCCAUCUACACAUCUGCAUCCUCUCCAGUGAACCCUUCCCACCUUGUGCACCCUCACUCAGCUCCUUUGCCCAUCUCUAGAGAGCCAGAUAUUCCCAGAAUCAUCAAACACAAGCCCAGCUCCAUCACCUUUGCAGAUUACGAAAGCCUUUCUGGUCUGAUCCAGAGCGCCCAGGCCAAUGUGAGUUCAGAUGUUUCUGAGACAUCUUCUGAAGAUGAAAGUCAUGAUGUGGUCUUCCAUGACAAUGGUGAUGAGGUGUUUCCUGAGGUACCCAAGUUCAAAGAGCUUCUUCCAGGCUUCAGACAACAGAGGAGUAGUGGUUGGGAGAAGCAAAGGAGGGAAGGAACCUGUGGAGAGGCGAGUGGAGAACGAAGCUCCACCACCAGUCUUCCACCCACCAGCGCCAGCAGUUAUGAGGCCGAGGAGGAGAGCAGCGGUACUGAGGAGUCUCCGCAGGUCCUGUCUCCAUGGUCUGAAUCAAUGACCCAGCUGAUGCGAAGAUUAGAUCAGCUGAACUUGGACAUAGAGGAAGCUCUAAGUGCUGGCUCCUCCCCCUCUGACACACCCAGCACCGCCCGCAAACACACAGCCAAUGACAGAGAAUUCCUGCAGAGUGGAGUUGCAGGGGUAAGCCAGACCCUCAAAUACAGCAAUAUGGCCAGAAGAACAGACACGAGGGAACGCCACGGCCAAGAGAGACUCACAAAAGCCGGAGGCGCUUUCUCUCUGGGGAGAUCACAUGGUAAAAAGACAGAGAUGUCCAUCAAGAAGAGGCAUGGAGCUGCAGAAAUCGAGGCGAAGGAAGCAUGUGACUGGCUGCGGGCAGCAGGAUUCCCCCAGUACGCCCAGCUCUUUGAAGAUUCUCAAUUUCCUAUUGACAUCUCUCCUGUGAAGAAAGACCAUGACUUCUUGGACAAAGACCUAGUGGAACCUCUGUGCCGGCGACUGAAUACGUUAAACAAGUGUGCUUCUAUGAAACUUGACGUGAACCUUCCCAAGAAAAAAAGUGAAGACUCAGAUGAAGAUGACCUCUUUGCCAUCAGCGACAAAUGGACUUUUGAAUGGAGCAGUCGCCGUUGGUCCAGGCUCCAAGACAUUGACUGCCUUCUGAGGGGUGUGGAGAACAGGAACCUAGCUGAGCACUCUGCAUUGCGGACAGCAACCAGCAGUGAGAGCGUUCUGAGCGAACUGGAGAUCUCCUCAAUCCACAGCGAGAGUAGUGGUGGCAGUGGUGGCAUUUGUGCGCACAGCGCGGAAGACUCAGAUAGCUCCCACCGCACCUGUUCGGACUCAGUAGCCAUGCCAGACCACACGUCACUGGGAGUGGCCCAUCUCUCUCCAGAUCUUUCAAGCUAUGACUUGCUGCCUGGAAAACACAGCAAGCGAGGACGGACGCGAGCUAAAGAGUUCUUACGCCGUAUGGAGGCUUUGCAGUUACGGGGAGCGAUGGGGGGUGGAGGACACAGGAAUCUCGUUAUAAGUGCCCCGGUUCUGCAACAGGAACCCGAGGCAGCGAAAACUCUCCGCUGUGUGGAGAUCAUCAAUGGAGACAGGCAUCUUGUAGAGCCGCCCUCUGGGAUGGGGUUGACAUCUCAGUCCAGUAGUGAAGGAAGUAGCAGCCAGUCAAGUGGAAGUGCUGUCAGUACUCCAAACCUCAAGGAACGCAACAUCCACCGGGCUGAUCACAAGCGCAGUGGGAUGUACUUGGAAGACCUAGACGUGUUCUCCAGUGUCAUCCAGGGUAAGCGAGUAGCUGAGCAGAACCGUCGCAACGAGUUUCGCUCCUACGAAGACCUAGUGGUGCAUAUUCCUAAAGACCACAAGCCUGGAACCUUUCCUAAAGCUCUUUCCAUAGAGAGUCUUUCUCCCUCAACGGCAAACUCCAUUACCUGGCAUUCGUCAAGCAUGGACUUAGACGUCCAGCGUCCACCCAGCAUCAAAGAACCUCGUCCCAUCACCUCCCAAGGCAGUCGGAUCAGUAUUUACGACAAUGUACCUGGGUCGCACCUCUAUGCCAGCACUGGUGACCUCAUAGACUUGGAAAAGGAAGAUCUAUUCCCACAUUUGGAUGAUAUCUUACAGCAUGUUAAUGGGCUUCAGCAGAUCGUGGACCAUUGGUCCAAGAAUGUACUGCCCAAUAGUGAAAGUGCAGGACAGGACCAAGUGGAUCUGGACAGAGAUCAGAUAGGGGGCCUGCAGUCUUCCAGCCAGAUAACGCUGGACUUUGAGGGACACUCGGCGCUGGAGGGUCAUGCUACACCCAGUGAUGGAGACAGGGAUGGGGUCUCACUUAAUGAAAUGGAAUCCACAGGCAUGAGGGAGAGGAGAGAUUCAGGCGUAGGGGCUUCGCUUACCAGACCAAACCACUUGCGAUGGCCCAGCUUCCAGAUUUCAAACCGCCUCAGCCAUUCAGUUGCCUCUCUCCAGAUCACCAACCAAUCUGCAGCCCAGCUUAGCCUGCUACAGAAAUUUUCCUUGCUCCGUCUCACUGCCAUUAUGGAGAAGUUCUCCAUGUCCAACAAACAUGGCUGGACCUGGUCGGUGCCUAAGUUUAUGAAGAGGAUGAAGGUUCCAGACUAUAAGGAUAAGAAUGUGUUUGGUGUUCCACUGAUUGUGAAUGUACAGCGCUUUGGUCAGCCACUACCUCUUGGUGUACAGCAGGCUCUGCGAUACCUCAGAAGCCAAUGCCUCGACCAGGUGGGUCUUUUUCGCAAGUCGGGGGUGAAGUCUCGAAUCCAAGCUCUCAGACAGAUGAAUGAAAGUUCUCUAGAUGAUGUCAACUAUGAGGACCAGUCUGCUUAUGAUGUGGCAGACAUGGUCAAACAGUUCUUCAGGGAUCUACCUGAGCCUCUUCUGACCAGCAAACUGGAUGUGCCCAAAGAGCAGCGCUUGCAGGCCGUACAGGCAGCAAUCAUGUUGAUGUCAGAUGAGAACAGGGAGGUCCUGCAAACCCUACUCUGCUUCCUCAGUGAUGUCACUUCCUCUGUACAGGAGAAUCAGAUGACACCCAUGAACAUUGCAGUGUGUCUGGCACCCUCACUCUUUCAUCUCAACAUCCUUAAGAAGGACAAUCUUGCGCCAAGAGCUAUGCAGAUGCAGAAGAAGUAUUCCACAGGGAGGCCAGACCAAAAGGACCUGAAUGAAAACCUGGCUGCCACUCAGGGCCUGGCACACAUGAUCACAGAGUGCAAUCACCUGUUUGAGAUUCCACACGAAAUGGUGACCCAGUCACGGAACUCCUACGUGGAGGCAGAGCUUCAGGCUCCUACGAUUGAGGAACUCUGCAAGCAACAGCAUCAAGAGGAGGAGGGGGAGGAUGAAGGCUCCUGGCCUGUAUUCAUGGAGGCCAGACUACAGGGUCUCCUCAAAGAAGCCCGGGAGAAGGCUAAAGGCUGGGUGUCCUGCCAGAGCACAGGCAAUACUGAGCUGUCAUAUAAGAAGGUGGGUGAUGGGAACCCGCUCCGGCGUUGGCGGGUCUCGGUGGAGGUAGAGGCCCCUCCAUCUGUGGUUUUGAACCGUGUGUUGCGGGAGCGCCACCUUUGGGAUGUGGAUCUUAUGAACUGGAAAGUGUGUGAGGUCCUCGACAGACAGACGGAAGUGUUCCAGUAUGCCCUCAACUGGAUGCCUCCCCACCCCAGCAGAGACUUUGUGGUGCUCAGGUCGUGGAGGACAGAUCUGCCACGGAGGAUGUGUUCUCUGGUGUCUGUGUCCAUCGAGCAUGAGGAUUGUCCACCUUUAGGAGGCAUCAGAGCAAUAGUGAUGGAAUCUAAUUACUUGCUGGAGCCUUGUGGCUCUGGAAAGUCCAGACUCACCCACAUAUGCAGAGUGGAUCUGAAAGGGAGAACCCCAGAAUGGUAUAACAAAGCAUACGGACACCUGUGCGCCGCCGAAGCUGCCCGUAUUCGCAACUCUUUCCAGCCAAUCCACACAGAGGGUCCCGAGACAAAAAUUUGAGCCUUUCUGUUGUGCAGUGAUUGUCCUGUGACUCUUAAAAUGUUAUGAGGAACAUCUGCAGCCCUUUGACUUUUACACGAUGGGUCAGGUCUUGGUAUUAUACACCCAAACGGGUGUGUUGUCAACUUACCAAUGUACCUUUAUCUUGACCAUUUGUAAUAUGAUGUCAUUGUAACUAUUGUUAUUUGUAUUAUAAUUAAUUAUUUUAUUCUUUUUUAUGUGUAUAUGGUCUUAUACAAUGUAUAGGACACCUAAGCUCUUAAGUGCUUCUGGGAAGCAUGUAUUUUAUUGAAUUAAAAUAAAUAAAGCUAUAUUUGCACAUGCAUGCACCACAUGUCCAUGUAUGUUUGUUUUUGUGUAUGUAUGUGUGUACACACAACUUAUGUAUAGACUAUAAUAAAUAUAUACAACCCCAAUUCCGAAAAAAUUGGGACAAUAUGAAAAAUGCUAAUAAAAACUAAAAUGAGUGAUUUGUAAUUUAUAUUUACCCUUUGCUAUAUUGAAAGCGCUACAACUACAUAUUAUAAGAUGUUUUAACCUGUAAAUUUCAUUGUUUCUUUAUGUACAGUGAUUUCAAAUCAGAUGAUUGCAACACUCUCCAAAAAAGUUGGGACAGUCAAGUGUUUUCCACUGUGAAACUUCACCAUUUGUUAUAACACUUAAGCAUUUUGGCACUGAAGACACAUGUUUGUUAAGUUUAGAAAGUGGAAUUUUCCCCCAUUCAUCCAUUACGUAGGUCUUUAGCUGCACAAUUGUACGGGGUCUUCGUUGCCGUAUGGUGUGCUUAAUAAUGCGCCACACAUUCUCAAUUGGAGACAGGUCAGGACUGCAGGCAGGCCAAUCUAGCACCCGCACUCUGCUUACACAGCCAUGCACUUGUAAUCCGGGCAGUAUGUGGUUUGAAGUUGUCCUGCUGGAAAAUGCAGGGACAUCUCUGUAAAAGACAGUGCUAUAUGUUGCUCCAAAAUUUUUACAUAUCUGUCUGCAUUCAUGAUAUUCUCACAAAUGUGCGAGUUACCCAUGCCAUGGGCACUGACACACCCCUGGCCCAUACAGACACUGGCUUUUGGACCUGACACUAAUAACAGCUUGGAUGGUCCUUUUCCUCUUUGGCCCGGAUAAAACAACGGCUGUGUUUUUCAAAAACUUUUUGAAAUGUGGACUAAAAAAUACAGUUCCACUGUUCUACUUUCCAUCUAAGAUGAGACCGAACCAGGAGAAGUCGGCAGCGCUUCUGGACAAUGUUGAUGUAUGGCUUCUGCUUUGCAUAGUAAAGUUUUAACUUGCACUGUUCCCAAAGUGCUGGAUUAUUUGCUGAAGCAUCUGUUGGCAAAUUGACAAGUCUCGAACGAUCCUUGCUCUUGAAGGACUAAGCUGUUUUUGGAGGCUCCUUAUACAGUAUAUAGGACUAUGACACGAUUGCUUCUCCUGUUUUACAUUUCUUGUUUCACAUUGCCUUGUUAUUUCAACUCGUCAAAUUGUUAUUAGUCUUAAAUUGCCCGUCUCAACUUUUUUGGAGCGUGAGUCAAUCACCUGAUUUGAAAUUACUAUACAUUUAAAAAAAUAAAAUAAAAAUAAUGAAAUUUUUUCAUAUAAUGUGUAGUUGUAGUGCUUUCAAUAUAGCAAAGGGUGAAUAUAAUUGACAAAUCAUUCCUUUUUGUUUUUAUUAGCAUUUUCCAUAUUGUCCCAACUUUUUGGAAUUGCGGUUUUAUAUAUAUAUAUAUAUAUAUAUAUAUAUAUAUAUAUAUAUAUAUAUAUAUAAAAUGCUCAAAUAGUACAAACAUUUUGUAUUGAUAUCUAAUUUUGCACCGAUAUCAAUGUAAUUUAUAUGGCACAAAAUGUUACUCAAUUGUAAGCUGGGUCUACUUUGCUUUCUCUGUGUUGCUAUUUUAAUGUUUGUCCAAGAAUGGGUGUAAUAUUAUGGAAUUUGUAGUUGCUUGUUGUGAGGACGGACAUUAUGACUUGGGUUUGAUUUUCUCAGAUCUGCUUUUGUAGUACUGGAUUACAUUAGUGACAAAAAGAGACAGUGAUUUUUAAUUAAAUGAUGAAUAAUUGAAUUCAUAUUCAUUUGAUUACUGUUUUUUGCUCAUUAAUUGUCUGUUUUCUUCUCAGUUGUUACUUAUUGAUAUACUGGAGUAAAAGUCAGUAAUUACAUUAAUACUGUAAUCAUGAUCAUAACAAAUAUCUUAAUGAAACUGAAUUGAAAGCCAUUUUUUGUUGAACAAUGGGAUUUCAUC